AUAAACCGUGGUUUCUGACCGAUAUGAGUGACACCCCCACUGAGGAGAACGAGAAACGACCCCAGUUCGGAACCCGCCUACUUACGGACUCUGACGACGUGUUCAAGCACAAUGCUUGGUAAAUAUGGGAUGCAAAUCCUCCGGAGAUUGGCCAGCAAAACUUGGGAGCACACUCGCCAGCGCAAGAAACCGGCAGGAGCGGGUAGUCGGGUGCUCACCGAUGCGCGAGAGGUGUUUGAGUUUAACGCCUGGGACCACGUGCAAUGGGACGAGGAGCAGGAACUAGCCGCUCAGGCAGCUGUGGCCAAGAAUUCGGCCAGCAAGAUGGAAGCGGAGCAGAAGGACCGUUUCCAGACAGACGCUCCCAAGUUCUGGGAUUCAUUUUAUGGGAUUCACGAUAACCGCUUCUUCAAGGAUCGUCACUGGCUGUUCACAGAGUUUCCAGAACUAGCUCCUUUGGCGGCGGAAACGAAGGAGCAGCAGCAUCGCAGCAUCUUCGAACUCGGCUGUGGCGUUGGAAACACCAUUCUACCUCUGCUGAAUUACAGUUCGGAAGCGAAACUGAAGGUUUUUGGGUGCGACUUCUCAGCAAGGGCAAUUGAAAUCCUGCGUGGGCAGCCCCAAUUCGACGAGAAGCGUUGCAAUGUGUUCGUAAUGGAUGCCACUCUGGAUCAGUGGCAAGUGCCAUUUGAGGAGAACUCGCAGGACAUAAUUGUAAUGAUCUUUGUGCUGUCUGCCAUUGAACCAAAGAAAAUGCAAAGGGUGCUGGACAAUUGCUAUCGCUAUCUGAAACCAGGAGGCCUGCUAUUGUUCCGGGAUUACGGAAGGUACGACCUGGCACAGUUGCGAUUCAAAAGUGGAAAGUGUUUGGAGGACAACUUCUAUGUGCGAGGCGAUGGCACGAUGGUGUACUUCUUCACGGAGGAGGAACUGCGGGGUAUGAUGACCCAAGCAGGGCUUACGGAGGAGCAACUCAUUGUGGACCGCAGGCUGCAGGUCAAUCGGAGUCGAGGCUUAAAGAUGUACCGCGUUUGGAUUCAGACAAAGUUUAAAAAACCGCUUUAGUUUAUUUAAGUACAGAGGGAAAACAUAGAAUAUAAAAUCGUAUAGCCAAUUUAUUAUAUUCAAAACAUUUUAAAAUAAUAAAGUCUAUGCAUUUGUAGUUUUAAAUGAC
Molecule: messenger RNA, 1174 nt
Organism: Drosophila rhopaloa
Lineage: Eukaryota; Metazoa; Arthropoda; Insecta; Diptera; Drosophilidae
Gene: Mettl2
Product: methyltransferase-like protein
Exons: 2
Coding region: 112-1065 (317 amino acids)
Molecular function (GO): tRNA (cytidine-N3)-methyltransferase activity
Source: RefSeq, a predicted model, not a curated record